UAACGACUGGCUGGGACUUGUUGAUGGGGAGGAUAUGUUGAUCUGGGGUAUAAAGACCGGAGCCGGGUGACCAACCACUUCCCAUCCUUCUUCCUCUUCUUCUUCAGUUGAGCGUGGGAAAAAUAAAUUGCGCCGUGUAUCAGCGGCGUUUACUCUCUCUCUCUCUCUCUCUCUCUCUCUCUCUCUCUCUCUCCUUCCUUUUUACCCUUUACGCGCUGGUCGCCACACACCGACCGUGUGGUGGGGGGCUGCUGCUGCUGCUGCUGCUGCUGCGUCGACAUGGGUCUGCGCUGGGUCGACCCGUGCGCUCACCGCCGGGGGGUUUAAGUUUUAUACAUAUUUGUAUGCAGCUUGUCACACAAUGCAGACGUCAUCUCCACAGGAUUCAGAUCAGCCUCCGGUUUUUCCCUUUCCCUUCUCCGCGGCUCCCAUCGCGCCCUCCCGCCCGCGUUGUGACUGUGGAAUACGGAGAAGAACAUUUGUUUUGCGAACAUAGUCCGAGUUGAACUUUGCGUCGAUUCAGUCUGCGGCCUGCGCAAUUUCUUUGCCAUCCUGCAAACGCGCGGCCGUUAUUGCGCGCUCCCCGUCGCAGGAUCGCCUCUCGCGAACUUGGACUUCGCGUCGCCCGGGCUGCAGCUGCUGCAGCUGCUGCUGCUGCUGCUGCUGCUGUGCCUCCUCCACUCGGCUGCAGCAGGAUGUUCCUCUCCGUAUAGGAGGCGCCCGUUGCGGCGCACAUGCACGGUUGUCCCCUGCACCGCUGUACCCCAAAUCAGCGACUUCUGACAGAGGAGCCGCCUCGUCUGGCAAGAAGGAGGAGGAGGAGGAGGAGGAGAGGAGGAAAACCGAGGGUGCAGGACGGAGAGGGAAAAGAGUGCGGGUGAAUGUGCGGUGUGAGGACGCCGCAGCCGGUGUUUUGGACAUUUAAAGGAGGCGAUGCCCCUGAAGCAUGUCAGAGACAGUGAAUAAAAGCAUCACCUCGCAGGUAUGAAUGAACCUCCGAAUCCUCGGUCCUCGUGAGUUUUUUUUUUGGCGUGUGUUUUGUCAGCGGGACCGGUGGCUGCAUGGAAUUACGCAUGAACUGAUCUCAUUUUUUUUUUUUUUUGUUCUUCUUCCAUCAUGUCCAAGAAUCUUUCGAGUGAUGAUGACAUCUCUUUUGAUGCCACGGUUACCAUGUAGUGUUCGGGCAGAACAGAACGGGAGCGCCUAGAGACACACACAUAUAUAUAUAUAUUUGACAUUUUUGACUCCACGGAACGGAUCACUCCGGCCGCCACCAUGGGACUGUGACCCGGGCUGCGGGCACCGAGAGGCGGCUGUUUGUGAGGUCUGCGCUCCGUGCGCAGACGGGACCUGCAGCGGUUGUGACAUUUUGAGCCAUGGCCGCUGCGAUCGCCAGUGGGCUGAUCAGACAGAAGAGGCAGGCGCGGGAGCAGCACUUGGACCGGCCCUCGACCAACCGACGGAGGAAGAGCCCCAACAAGAACAAGGGGCUCUGCAAUGGGAACCUGGUCGACAUCUUCUCCAAAGUGCGCAUCUUCGGCCUCAGGAAGCGGAGACUACGGAGACAAGAUCCCCAGCUCAAGGGUAUAGUGACCAGGUUAUAUUGCAGGCAGGGAUACUACUUGCAAAUGAAUCCAGAUGGCUCUCUUGAUGGGACCAAGGAUGACAGCAGUAAUUCCUCUUUGUUCAACCUUAUUCCUGUGGGCCUCCGAGUUGUCGCCAUUCAGUCCGUGAAGACCGGGUUAUACAUCGCCAUGAACGGGGAAGGACACCUGUACACAUCAGAACUCUUUACAGCGGAGUGCAAGUUCAAGGAGUCGGUGUUCGAGAACUACUACGUGAUCUACUCGUCCAUGUUGUACAGACAGCAGGAGUCGGGGAGAGCUUGGUUCCUAGGGCUCAACAAGGAGGGCCAGGCCAUGAAGGGGAACCGGGUGAAAAAAACAAAACCAGCUGCUCACUUCCUGCCCAAGCCAUUAGAAGUUGCCAUGUACAGGGAGCCAUCGUUGCAUGACGUCGGAGAGACGGUGCCCAAGGCGGCGGCGCCGCCUCCCAGUAAAAGCACAAGUGAGCCGGCGGUGAUGAACGGAGGCAAACCCGUGAGCAAGCCCGACAAGCCCCCCACAUAGCCACACCUGACCCGGUGCCCUCUGCGCGUGCGUGCGUGCGUGCGUGCGUGCGUGUGUGUGUGUGUGUGUGUGGUGGGGAGGAGGUGGGGGUGUGUGACGGAGGCAGGGCUCCCCCCCCCCACCCGACUAGACUCCAGACCCUCUCUCUUCUGCGGAUCACAUCCAGGCGAACCUUCCUCUCCCCCUUCCUCUCUUGCCCCUCCUCUUCCUCGUCCUCCUCCGCCUUGUCCACCUUUCCUCCGGCUGUCUCAGCACGGGCGGACGGAUUCCCAGGCGGGCCGAGCUUCUCCAGCACAGGAGGGAGGAGGAGGACCUCCGAUCCAUGGAAUGCCUUUUUUUUCGAUUUCUCUGAAACUGUGAGAAUUCAUGUGAAUAACGUGCGUGUGUUUCCCGACCCCGCGCUCGCGGUACUUUGCUUGCUGGCGGCUCAUCCAAGAACCCCCGUCCGCCCGUCCCCCUCCUCCCCUUCUCUAUGAUGCCCUGUUGGAGCAGAGUGCGUGUACCUACCUUCAGAUCUAUUUUCUAUACCACAGUUCACCAGCUAUGUGCUGGGACAGAGACUGUAUAGAUAGAGUAAAUAUUUGGACCGUCGUCCUCUAUUUUUUACCAGUGCGUUCCCCUCUCGCUCUCUUUCUAUCUCCGGUCACACACUUCUUUUCUCUUUGUCAAGUAAGAAAAGAUGAAAACAUUUUGCAAGCGAGUUGUAUGAUUUUCUAAGAAACACAUUCACAUACGAAGACGGAUACAAAAAAAAAAUCCAGAUUGUCUUCUCGCCUACAACACGGACACACACACACACGCGCACGCACACACAGACACACACACACACACACACACACACUCACACUCUCAAAGUUUGUGGGGAAAAGAAUCCUUUUCCUUUUCUUUUUUUUUUUUUUACAGCCGAUAAAAACACACUGGAGGCUGGAAGAUAGCUCCUGCAAUCAUAGUUGACGAAGUGCUGAUUACCGCCGCAAUCAAUGCGAGGAACUCGCCGCACGCGCACACACACACACACACACACAAACACACACACACACACACACACACACACACACACACACUAACACACGUUUCUAAGCAGAUGUGCGUGUGGGUGGGAGAGCGCUGGAAGGAAUGGUGUAUACAUAUCACUAUCUAAGUCCCACCAGCGCUUCUGUCCGCCUUCUCUGGCAAAUAGAAAAAAAAAAAAACCUGAAGUCUAUUUUUCUUUAAUCUUAUUUCGGAGCGUGGGCUCUAGGAAUAUCUCUAGGCCUUGUAGGCCUCUGUCCCUCACCCGCUGACUUCUUUGGACUGUACGAGGCGAGGCUUUGUGGCUUUGACCCAGAUGGUCUGUAACUGCAGCACUGGCGGCCAUCUUUUGGCGGCGUCUACGUGAUGGAGCCAGAAAACAACGUGGCGGAAAAAACAAACCGGUAGGCGACAUUUAUACUGGCUGCAUCCCUAUUUGGUUCAGCAAACUGAAGCAUGGGCAAGGUUAAAUAUUGUGUUCUCUCACUUCUUGCAGCAGUUAUACAAGAGAUGGCUUAUAUUGUGUAACAUUUUCACUGUAUAAAACUUAGGGAAAAUGACUAUGAAAAAAAAAGAGAAAAAUCAUAACUUUUUAAAUGACUAGAUAUGAAUAUGAUUACUACUACGAGAGGAUUUUGUCUCCUAGCUCAGCAUGCAGAGUCCAGUACUGAUCAUCUCGGCCUGUCACGUGCCUGUUUGGACCUUGAUCCCCCCUGGCAUGCAAACACCCCCCCCCCCCCCCCGGUUCCCAGUCCCCAACUGGGCCAAAGGUGCCUCACCCACCCGAUACACCCGCGUAGAGGACACGUAGCAUUACCCAUCGAGAAGCCACGCUCAGAUGUUUGCAUUCUGAAAAUGACCAAAGUCUUUCCUUUUUCUUUUUUUUCAUCCCGAGGAAGGUGCGACCUCUUUAAACUCUUUAGGAAAGAAAAACAAAUCUGAUUCUCUCUCUCUCUCUCUCUCCGAUUCAAUUCGUCAAAGCUUUCACUGUGAUAGCAUCCGUCCGGUCCGACAGAAUCAGCUCAUGCUCAGACCUGCGGAGGGGUCUCGACUGAUGUCAUUUUUCUGGAGGGGCGCGUACACCUUGAAUUAAUCACGUGCAUGUCAUUUUUCUCUGAGGAACAAGGCAUGGGUAUCCGUUAAAGCCGAACACGGGCUGCACUCGCCCCUUCAGUCUGGAGGCCGCCAACUGCUCGUUCAGAUUUUUUGCUUUUUAAGCAUUUCCAUCACGACUGUUAGCAGUUUUUCCUCAAACGCUCCAUCCGACCUGAUCCACUUUACAAUCUUUUAACAUCUAGUUUUUCUCAGAUAAGAUCUAGCGUAUGAAGUAGAUCGUUUGCCUCUGUACGCUGCUGAGCCUGCAACUAUACGCAGACAUUUUUUAGUUUGGUUAAAAAUAUGAUUUUUGGGAGUUUAAUCGGGACGACACGCGGACAUUUGUUAUUACUGCACAUCAAAGCACAUCGGUUGGACUUCAAUAUUUGUCUGUACAAAGCUGUUAAUGUGACAACGACAGUGGCGUCCUGUAGACACACACACACACACACACACACACACACACACACGCACACGCAGGAGCUGGAAACCGCUGUAGUUGUGACUGAGGCGGACGCUCUGUCCAUCGUUACGGCCUGGUCAUCCUCCACCUACAAACCCCCCGUGCCGGGCUGGCUGCUGCUCCGGCCCCUGCAGUCCAGUGACAUGGCUCCUCCAAGGCUGACUUUUUAUUUUUUUUUGUAAAUGGCCAGUGUGUAAAUGUACAUCUCUGUUUGGAUCUCUGUACUGUAGCCACUGUUUUGUCUUUCUUUCUUUCUGUCCGUCCGUCCGUCCGUCCGUUCUGUUUGUCUGCCUCCAUUCUCUCUCGUAUACGGGUCGCGUGUGAUGUCGUCUCCUAAUUCCCGGUCACUUUUUUUCGCGUUGCCCUCCGCCCCCCCCCCCCCCCCCCCCCCCCCCCCCUUUCUCGUCGGACGAGCUUCUUUGUCGCUUCCGUCUUCAACCUCCCUUUACUUUUGCGUGCGUUGUCCCAUCUGCUGCAUGGGGAGAGGACGGCAUCCACGAACUGCAUGUAGUAGGCUAUGUCUAUCGAGAGCUGUUGGUAUGUAUCGCUAAUUCUACAUACAUAUAUGCAACGAGUUUGUCUACACUAUACAGUUUGUGUUUGUUGUAUACACACACACACACACGUACAACAUAUUGAAUAAAAAUAUUUAUAUGAAGGUGUGCUGCAAUGUCAGUGACAUACUUAAUGCAAUAUAGAGUGCAGUAUAUUAUUGCACCUGUCAUUUUUGAUGGGACAAAGAAAAACGGAGGGGGGGGGGGGUUGGUUUGAGCAUGAAGAAAGGCCAAAGUAGAAUUUACAUAAAAUUUUCUUUUCGAACUUCUUAUCGGUCCUCGACUUUCCACAUGGUGACUGAGCGACAUGGACAUCCAGCUUGCCACGACUAAACCCGCGUAUGCCCGUCUCUUGGUUUCCUCCAUCACCAGUAUGAGUUGAGUGCAAAACGUCCAUCAAGUACCUUCAGUACAGUGCGGCGGUUUCCAUGGCAGAUCGUUUGGUUUGAUUAUCGCGGUGAAGAAGAUUAGGCACUAUUGAAAUGAUUUAUUUUUCAGAUAUAUAUCUAUAUCUAUAUAUAUACCAUUGCAAGUAUGCCCAUUGGAGUUAUGUCAUGUUAUAACAGAUUUGUAACCAUGUAUGAUUAAGGUCUUCGCAUUGUUUUCCAUGCAAAAAUGUUGUGCCAUGCGGCACAGUUAAUGUUUUAUUAUUAAAAAAAAGAAAUAAAAAACCUAAAACAGUAA
Molecule: messenger RNA, 5936 nt
Organism: Scophthalmus maximus (turbot)
Lineage: Eukaryota; Metazoa; Chordata; Actinopteri; Pleuronectiformes; Scophthalmidae
Gene: fgf14
Product: fibroblast growth factor 14
Exons: 5
Coding region: 1377-2129 (250 amino acids)
Biological process (GO): regulation of cell migration; positive regulation of cell population proliferation; positive regulation of gene expression
Cellular component (GO): cytoplasm
Molecular function (GO): fibroblast growth factor receptor binding; growth factor activity
Source: RefSeq, a predicted model, not a curated record